Messenger RNA from Lotus japonicus, 5402 nucleotides. RefSeq names its product putative 1-phosphatidylinositol-3-phosphate 5-kinase FAB1D. Gene Ontology annotation, molecular function: 1-phosphatidylinositol-3-phosphate 5-kinase activity; ATP binding. Gene Ontology annotation, cellular component: endosome membrane. Bases 349 to 5142 code for a protein of 1597 amino acids. Lineage: Eukaryota; Viridiplantae; Streptophyta; Magnoliopsida; Fabales; Fabaceae. The record is from RefSeq and is a predicted model, not a curated record. Gene Ontology annotation, biological process: phosphatidylinositol phosphate biosynthetic process. The transcript is spliced from 13 exons.
UUCUUCUUAUUCUUCUCCUCUCUCACACAGUUCAUUUUUCUCUACUUGUUUUUUCCCCCCAAUUCAUUCAUCGAUCAACCCUCUCAACAAUUCUUCAAAUCUCUUCAUUCUAUUCCCUACCCUUUUCUCCUUCGCCCAAAAAGAUUGCAACUUUGUUUCUGGGGUUUUGUUUCCCUCACUCUUCAUCACCAAAUUCCUUGCUUGUUGGUGAAAGAAAACAGUGGAUUUUUGUGGGCUGAGGGGUUUGGGAACUGCGAUUGAUUUGCAGGUCACAUCCAUGUACUUGUUCUUGGGUUUGCUUUGAAGCCAAGGUAUCUUUUAAUAAAGUUUCUGGACAAGUGGGAUCGGAUGUGUAGUAUGUGCCAUCAUUGUGGUGCAGGCUUGAUGGAAUCAAAUGUAGAUGACAAGAAACAGGGUAAUGAGAGUAGUGUAGCGAUUGGUAAAGUUCCCAUCAAACCUUGUAAAUUCUGUGGAGAGAAGCUAGGGCAUGAAAAUACGAAAUGGAAUAGUACAAGUCCAUAUGCGACACCACUUAUCAGUCCGACUGUAUCAUUGUCAAGUACUGGUAGCUGUGUGUCCACUUGCAGUGAAUUUUCAGUUGAUUUGAACUCAUUUGACAGGUAUAGUCGAGAAGAAAAGACAGUUGAAAGUGUCACGGAAGGUCGUGAUAAUAAGUUGAAUGGGGAUUCUCAAAAUGUGAUGGAAAACAACUCCCGAGAAAGCAAUAAUGACAACCAGGGUUACACACUGAGAGAUGUGGAGAUUGCACAAGGACAUAGCUUUCAAGAAGCAAAAGCUGAUGGUUCUGAAAAUCCUACGACAUCUUCUGCCGAAGAAACUGAAUAUUCUCUUCCUGAUGAUUUGGACAUCCAAACUUGGGAACUUCCUGAGCCAGAAAACCCACAGGAUGAUCUGGACAAUAAUGUGACUUUUAAUGACGACGAUGAUGAAGACCAGGGCAUUGGGAUUGCUAACUUGGGUGAGCCAACUUCUAUGAGUAAUUCUAAAGAUGAAUUAAGUAGGAGCUGUAGCUUCAAAGAGGAAAAACAAAGAGCAAUGGAAGAAGUAAUGAAUGGAAAAUUCAAGGCACUUGUAGGUCAGCUUCUUAAAUCUGUGGGAGUUUCCUCUUCUGAUGGUGAUAAGAGUUGGGCGGACAUAGUUACAUCUUUAUCUUGGGAAGCUGCGUCUUUUUUGAAGCCUGGUGCCAUUGGAGGUAAUGCAAUGAAUCCUGAUGGAUAUGUUAAAGUGAAAUGCAUUGCAGCUGGUUCCCGCAGCCAAAGUCAACUUUUCAAAGGUUUGGUCUUCAAAAAACAUGCUGCUCACAAGCAUAUGCCAACAAAGUACAAAGGUCCAAGAUUGUUACUGAUCAGCGGCGCGCUUGGCCAUUCUAUCAAUGGGCUGUCCUCAUUUGACUCCAUGGACCAGGAGAAGGACUAUCUUAAAUCUAAAAUGGAUCUUAUAGAAAUGUGCCAUCCAAAUGUUAUAUUAGUGGAGAAAACUGUUUCUCGUGAUAUACAAGAGUCAAUUUUGGCGAAGGGAAUGACACUUGUACUUGAUAUGAAGCUUCAUCGUCUGGAAAGAAUUGCACGUUGUACUGGUUCACCAAUCCUAUCGUGUGAUAAUUUGAACAGUCAAAAGCUGAGACACUGCGACUCCAUUUAUUUUGAGAAGUUUGUGGAGGAACAUGAUGGUGUUGGUGAAGGAGGCAAAAGGUCCGUCAAGACUUUAAUGUUCAUUGAGGGAUGCCCUACACGUUUGGGUUGUACGAUUUUGCUGAAAGGAACACACAGUGAUGAACUUAAGAGGAUCAAAUGUGUCAUGCGAUGUGCCGUUAUCAUGGCAUAUCACUUAAUCCUCGAAACCUCCUUUGUUGUUGAUCAAAAAGCAAUGUUCUCUACCAUUCCUUCUGUGAAUGUAGCAGAUAUCUUGCCAACCAAUCAAGAAUCCCAUGAUUCAGCAUCAACUAAUUCAAGUAUUCCAUCUCUCGAGUAUUCUGCUGAAAAUGGAAUAAUUAGUACUGAUAUUCCCAUACGCAGUGGACUUGAUGAAAAAAGCACCGAUGGAUUGAACUUGGAAUCGGAAGGGUUUUCUCCAUUUUCUCAUGAACCAUAUAAUCCAGCUGUCCUUUCUGGGUUGUCAGCUAUUUCAUCAUCUCUGAAGAAAGUUGUGGGGGACAGUUUCCCCUUUCCAUCUUCUGCUCCUUAUGCGUCUCUAUCAGCAUACUUUGGCUUCAAUGGAAGGAAACCUGAUGAUGAAGUCACCAAAUCAGUUUCUAUUUUGGACUCUGUGGAGGCAGAUGAAAAUACCAGUAUUGAAGUGAAAAAUCAUUCUAAUGAAGUGAAGUUACUUAAUGGUGGUCAAUCCCUGUCUUUGCCUGUGAACUUAGAUUCGAAUGAGAAUGCAAGUAAAGAUGAUGAUAAUGGUAGAAGUGAACUGCAAAGCAAAGAUGAUAUCAAUUCGGUGUUGGAUUCUCAGAGUAUUUUGGUUUUGAUGUCUAGCCGGAAUGCCUUAAGAGGGAAUGUAUGCCUGCAAAGUCAUUUUUCUCGUAUUAUGUUCUACAAGAAUUUUGAUAUUCCACUUGGAAAGUUUCUGCAGGAUAAUCUACUCAAUCAGACAAGACUUUGUGAGACCUGUCAAGAACCGCCCGAAGCUCACUUCUAUUAUUAUGCUCAUCACAACAAACAACUCACUAUACAAGUUAAACAAUUGCCCCUCGGAACUUUUUUACCUGGGGAGGCAGAAGGUAAAAUUUGGAUGUGGAGCCGUUGUGGAAAAUGCAAGUCUUGUUCUACAAAGAGAGUGUUGAUAUCCACCACUGCUCGUAGUCUAUCAUUUGGAAAGUUUUUGGAGCUUAGCCUUUCUCACUACUCUUCUGGCAGAAAAUUGAGUUGUGGCCAUUUUCUUGAUAGAGAUUUUCUCUACUUCUUUGGACUGGGUCACAUGGUUGCUCUGUUCAGAUAUUCUUCUGUCACUACUUAUACUGUGUCAAUGCCUCCUCAAAAGCUUGAGUUCAACUGUGCAAUUCGGCAAGAGUGGCUUUUGAAAGAGAUCCAGAAUGUAUACACGAAAGGCAUAUCACUAUUUACUGAAGUUGCAAACUGUUUGAAGACAGUACAAUUUGAUGGAUCAGCUACCUUCACCCUUGGAGGACCAAUAGAAAAGUUCUCUGAGGUUGAAAAGAUGUUAAAGCAAGAGCGAGAAGGGUUUGAGGCAACUAUCAAGAAUGCUGUUGCUAAGAUUGGUGAUUCAGACCGGGCUGCCUUCCAACUUCUCAGUCUAAACCGAUUGAUGUGGGAUCUUCUUGUAGAGUCAUGUGUAUGGGGUCGACGCUUAUGCUCAUUACACUCGCUUGAUCAUUUAAGAAUUGAAUCCAAUGUCUCUGAGAAAGUUGUACAAGAGCAUAGUCACUCAAAGGUGGAAGGUACUGCUGGUAGAGAAAAUAGUUCUGUGGAUAAUUUUGUGGAAGAUGACAAUCUUAGUGGGGGUGGCAAUAUAAAAACAUCAGUCACAUCUGUGGAAGGAAAUGAUCUUCAAAUAAAGGAAAUUCCUAUUAGUGGACAUCUUCCUGAAUGUAAUGAACAGGAUGAUGAUUUGAGAUCAAAGAGAUCGUGUGACCAAAAUUUGAAUCUGAGUCUAGAUGUUGCAGCAGAUGCUACUCUCCUGGAAAAGGAUUUUGCUAAUUUGAAUAAUCAAGUACAUGAAAAUUUCCCAGUUGCCACAAAUAUUCAAACUACUCUUCCAAGUGCUGAUUUGAAGGUAUUAAACAGGAGUGCUUCACCGCAUUCACCUAUUUCCAACUUGCAGGAUUCAAAUGAGUGGUUUUGGAAACCAUUUUCUGACAUUUGGCAGAUAGGUGUUAGGGAAUUCCAGAGAAGAUUCUUUCAAAAAUUUGAAGCUGUAAGCAGUUCUAUUACAGAAUAUCUACCCACAGCAAGUCAAUUUAUCACUGAGGAAGGUACAAGGUUGCACAUCCCUCUCAAGUCAGAUAAUCAUAUCAUGUCUGACUUUGAGGGAGAACUCUCAAGCAUAAUUGCUUGUGCACUAGCUUUGUUGAAAGAUUCGUCUGAGGUGACAGAAGUUGAUGAGGAUGUGAGGAGAGAAAGUGAAAUAGCUGCUUCAAAAUCAAUGGAAAGUUCUUCAGAUUCAGAUUCUGCUCAGUCUACAGUAACCAGUUCUUCAGAAGAUUCGCGAGCUUCUCGUGCUGCAGAUAACCAUAGCAUAGAGAUUCCUAUGGGUUAUGCAAAAUCACUUGGCAGGGAAAAAUAUUCAGUAACAUGCCAUUUUGCAAAGCAGUUCCGUGAGCUAAGAAGUUGGUGUUGCCCAUCUGAGCUUGAUUAUAUUGCUUCUUUAAGCCGCUGUAGGAAUUGGGAUGCCCAAGGUGGAAAAAGUAAGUCGUUUUUUGCAAAAACUCUUGAUGACAGGCUCAUCAUUAAGGAAAUCAAGAAGACAGAACUUGAAUCAUUUUUGGGGUUUUCUUCUCUGUAUUUCAAACACAUGAGAGAGUCAUUUGGGUCUGGAAGCCAAACAUGCCUUGCCAAAGUUUUGGGGAUAUAUCAGGUUACUAAAAGACACAUCAGAAGUGGAAAAGAGGUUAAACAAGACCUCAUGGUGAUGGAAAAUCUUACCUACAAUCGAAAUAUUACUCGCCAGUAUGAUCUUAAAGGUGCUCUUUUUGCUCGGUACAAUUCUGCAGCUGAUGGUGCUGGAGAUGUUCUUUUGGAUCAGAACUUUGUGAAUGACAUGAACUCUUCUCCAUUAUAUGUUAGUCAUAAAGCCAAGCGUGUUCUUCAACGGGCUGUUUGGAAUGACACAUCUUUUCUCAAUUCAAUCAAUGUGAUGGAUUACUCCUUACUUGUUGGAGUAGAUUCUCAGAAGCGCGAGCUUGUCUGCGGGAUUAUUGAUUAUCUCAGGCAGUAUACAUGGGACAAGCAUCUUGAAACAUGGAUGAAGACUUCACUUGUUGUGCCUAAGAAUGUUUUGCCAACUAUAAUCUCUCCAAAAGAAUACAAGAAGAGGUUCAGAAAGUUUAUGUCUACAUAUUUUUUGAGUGUUCCAGAUCACUGGUGUUCUCAGAAAUCCCCUGUUCCUUGCAAACAUUGCUGCUCAGGGGAGGAAGAUGACUCUUCCCAACGAAAGGCCUAGCACAAGGGUUCCAGAUGGUUUAUCUGCCUAAAUUUUUUGAUUUGAUUUCUCAGAAGAAAUUAUACAAAUUGAUAGUUUUUGCAAUGUAUAUACAGUCAAUAUUGUUCAUACAACUAGCCCUGCUAUGCUGCAAUUUUUAGCAAAUUUCUGGGGAUAUCAUAUACAAAUUUUUAGCAUGCGAUGAGUCAAUUUUUUGUAAAGUGCCUAAGCAAAAUGUAAAGGUUCAUUUUGAAUGAAUGAGAAGUACAGUUCCUAGCUUA